Meloidogyne enterolobii is the source of this 309-nucleotide messenger RNA. NCBI's taxonomy places the organism in Eukaryota, Metazoa, Nematoda, Chromadorea, Rhabditida, Meloidogynidae. The record is from the annotation of a GenBank genome assembly.
AUGAUGAUACAACAAAAACCACCCAACUUUAUUGUAGAUGAGGAAGCUGAAGAUUUUGAGGACAUAAUAGAUGCUAGCAAACCACCAGAAGACGCUUUUAGUAACCCAAUUUUACUUCGAGAUUCUGAUCCUUUAACAACACACAAAAAACGUCGACAUUACCGACUGCCUCAACGACAACAAAGUUUAAGUCGAAUCCAACUUGGCGGUGGGGGGCAAUUAAGUCAAAGUAGCACACCUUCUGGGCAUCGUACUGAAUUUGAAGAUACUGCUGACAAUUCUUCUAUAGGUGCUAAUAAUAUUUUUUAA